Messenger RNA from Zea mays, 2352 nucleotides. RefSeq names its product pentatricopeptide repeat-containing protein DOT4, chloroplastic. The transcript is spliced from 3 exons. Gene Ontology annotation, molecular function: RNA binding; protein binding. Gene Ontology annotation, biological process: RNA modification. The record is from RefSeq and is a predicted model, not a curated record. NCBI's taxonomy places the organism in Eukaryota, Viridiplantae, Streptophyta, Magnoliopsida, Poales, Poaceae. Bases 88 to 1518 code for a protein of 476 amino acids.
UGAUGAAGCAUAUUUUGCCGCCCCAUAAUUGCGAAAAUCUCAAAUCCGGCUGUUCUCCAACCCCACGGCGGCCCCGGACCGCACCCAAUGUACGAACACCUCCCCGCGUUCCCGAUCGCGCCGGCCGCCGUCGGCGACUGCCGCGGCAUCCCCUUCGACCCUUCCUUUCUCCCGCGCCUCCUCCUCUCCGCCACCUCCUGCACCUCCCCCUUCCUCGCCGAGCGCGCAGUCUCCGCCCUCCACGCGACCGGUCUCAAGCUCGGCGCGCUCCCCUCCUCCCUCCCGGCCUCGAACGCCCUCAUCUCCGCCUACUCCCAAGCGGACCUCCUCCCCUCCGCCCUCCGCGUCUUCUCCCUCCUCAGCCACCCCUCCACCGCCUCCUACACCACCGUCCUCUCCGCGCUCUCCCGCCACGGCCGUCCCCACGAGGCGAUCUCCCUCUUCGCCACCUCCGCGUCCGCGGUCGCCCCCGACGCCGAGCUCCUCUCCUGCCUCGUCUCAUGCUGCCGCCGCGCGUCCGCCUUACUCCCCGCGCGCGCGGCGCACGCCUACGGGAUCAAGAACGUGGCGGCGCUGGCCUUCUACGCCUCGGCAGGUCCGGCGCUGGUCGCCUUGUACGCGAGCCGCGGGAAGGUCGGUGCGGCUAGGAGGGUGUUUGGCUACAUGGACGGCUUGGACGUGGUGUCCUGGAACGCCAUGAUCGGCGGGUUCGCUAGUGCCGGGAUGGACGAGGAGUCGUGGGCCUGCUUCCGGGAGAUGCACUCGAGAGGUGUUCGAGGGAAUGCCCGCACAGCUGUGGUGGUGCUGGGAUCUUGUGACAUGGAGUCCGGCAGGCAGGUCCAUGGGACUAUAGUGAGUAGUCAUGGUGGUUCUUCAAACGCCAUUUUGUGGAACGCGUUGAUGAGCAUGUAUUCGCGUGCCGGCUGUGUCACUGAUGCAGAGAGGGUGUUCCUGGAGAUUGUAAAGAAGGAUGUUGUGUCAUGGAAUGUGAUGAUCGGAGCGUUUGCGAAGAAUGGAUAUGGAGAAAGGGCCCUUGAAUUUGUGGACAUGGUGUUGCAGUGUGGUAUGAAGCCAGACUCUGUGACAUUCACGGCCGUUCUCAUGGCAUGCUGCCAUUGUGGCUUGGUUGAUGAAGGGCUUGUACUAUUCCAGCGCUUUGUGUCAGUUGUUGGGCUCGUUCCAACUAUGGAGCAGUGUGCUUGCAUUGUGGACUUGCUUGCACGUGCUGGGAGGUUUCUGGAGGCCUUGGAAUUUAUCGGCCAGAUGUCAGUGAGACCAAAUACAGUUGUCUGGGGUGCUUUGCUGUCUGCAAGUAAGAUGCAUCACAACGUGGAAUUUGCAAAGAUUGCAUUUGAACAACUGGUUCAGGUGGAGCCUGAGAAUGCUGGGAAUUUUGUGACAAUGUCAAACAUAUAUGCAAAGGCUGGGAUGGUAGAAGAUGCAAAGAGAGUGAGGAUGAUGAUUGAUAGUGUAGAGUUAGCGAAACCUUCUGGAAAAAGCUGCGUGGAAAUUUUGUAGUAAAGCAUAAGACUCCAUGGACUUGUCAGGGUUUCACAUCUUCAAAGAGGAAAGGAUUGCAACAGGGCAAACCAAAUCAUGCGAUUAGUGAUAUGAAGAGACUUGAAGUGCCUGCAUGUUUUGAUGCAACCAGGAAGCUGACUGAAGAUAAAUAUCAGCAAAUGUUACCACAAGAGAUAUAAUAAAACUUAUCCAGUAACAUAUACUGAUCUCCUUAUUAUUUCACAUGAAAUGGUGGCAAAAUAAAACGUAUCCAGGAUGAGGAUGGAGUCAAUUCAAAACUGCUGCUGUUCCCUGCAUGCAUAACUCAUCUCCCAGCACCCAUCCGGUAGAAGUACUGGCGGUAUAAACACAUCAUGACAAAGCUUUCAUGAGAAGAUCUUUGACCUUCCGACUAAAGUUGUCUAUUUGAAUCUGCUCACAUUGAGAUAGUUCUAUUUGCAGACAACAAAAGAUUGAUAUGGAGAAAGGGCUCCUUGAACUUGUAGCCAAUGGUUUGUGACUUAUAAAGACAAUUAUGCAUCAUGGACAAAAUUUUAUCUAGUUCUUAGUUUUGAUCAUUCCUGAAUGUUCUUGUUUCUAAUGAGAGCUAUCUCACUGAGUCACCAGGUCGUGACUUCAAAGCAAUCUCUCCAUAUUUGCGAGGGAAGACUUUUUUGCCUCAUUCUCUAGACCUCACUCAUGUUGGAGCCUCCGACAUUGGGUCUGUCCUGCCUCGAAUGUUCUUGUCUUAGAGCCUUCAUAGAUGAAGGGUAUUUAUUCAGUGAUACAGUAGUGGGGUUCAUUAUCUACACCACUUUGAUCAAUAAAUUAAUGUUUUAUAUUCACAUACAA